AUGGUUGCCGGGUAUUGUGGUUGGGUGCGGGAAGCAGUGGGCGCCAUGGAAUGCAACAGUGACCGGCACGUGCAUGCCGAUCUGCCCGGGGACGGGCGCGCGGGCAGCAGCACGCGACUGUGGGUCAACCCGCCCACCCACCGCCACGUGGUGAGCCAACCCUCGUGUCCUCCCCUCUCCUGCACCUCCUCUGCGCCCCGUACUCACCUCCUCUCCGUCGCUCCUACUUCAGGCGCACCUCACUUUUUCCCCAUCCGCCUCCCUCGCGCUCGGCCUGGCCGCUUUCCCCCAGGGUUUACGACAGAGGCUGGGCAGAGGUCUGGCAGAGGUCCCGCAGAGGCUGGGCAGAGGCUGGGCAGAGGUCCGCAGAGGCUGGGCAGAGCGACGAGCGGCGCGCCAAGCUUCUGCGAGGAGUGGCGCGCCUUGCUGGCCACGGUUAGGCUCGCUCAGUGCACCCCAGCCCAUGUCCUUCUUCCUGCUUCCGCCAGGAGCGGCGCUGCCGACGGUGACGUGGCGCUGCCGUCUGACGUGGCGCUGCCGAGUGUGACGUGGCGCUGUAGGCGACGUGGCCGCAAGGCGGGUGGCGGCGGAUCGAGCGCUGUGCGGCAGGCGGCGGAUCAAGGUGAGUCACGCGGCAUCCGCGAUCCGCCCUUCCGCAAUCCGCCCUUCCGCAAUCCGCCCUUCCGCAAUCCGCCCUUCCGCAAUCCGCCCUUCCGCAAUCCGCCCUUUCGCAAUCCGCCCUUCCUCGUUCCGCCCUUUCGCAAUCCGCCCUUCCUCGUUCCGCCCUUUCGCAAUCCGCCCUUCCUCGUUCCGCCCUUUCGCAAUCCGCCCUUCCUCGUUCCGCCCUUCCGCAAUCCGCCCUUGCGCAAUCCGCCCUUCCUCGUUCCGCCCUUCCUCGUUCCGCCCUUUCGCAAUCCGCCCUUCCUCGUUCCGCCCUUUCGCAAUCCGCCCUUCCUCGUUCCGCCCUUCCGCAAUCCGCCCUUGCGCAAUCCGCCCUUCCUCGUUCCGCCCUUCCUCGUUCCGCCCUUUCGCAAUCCGCCCUUCCUCGUUCCGCCCUUUCGCAAUCCGCCCUUCCUCGUUCCGCCCUUCCGCAAUCCGCCCUUCCGCAAUCCGCCCUUCCUCGCUCCGCCCUUCCUCAUUCCGGCACGGUCAGUCAGGCCUGCUCGUACUCACCCCGUCGUUCCUUUCCCACUUUCUUAUUCAUCCCCCACUCUCGUCCUCCCAUCUCCUCCUCCCCCCCACAACCCCUCUCACACUCACCAGGUAAAGCGCAUGGUGAUCUCAACGUACCAGGUGAAGCGCAUGGUGGUGUCGACCUACCAGGCCGCCAGUGGCGCGGGCGCGGCCGCCAUGGCGGAGCUCGAGCUGCAGACCAAGGAGGUAAGCGCGUGGGGCAAGGGGAGUUGGGGAUGGGGCAAGUGGGACAGGCAGGCGGGCAUUGGGUGGGCAGCGAUUGGGGGAAGGGACACGGGGAAAGAGAAGGGCAAUCAGGUGCUGGAUGAUGGCAAGACCACCACCACCAUGCCAUUUCCCCGUGCUAUUGCCCCGUGUCCACAUACCACCUUACAUCAUACCCCUCCCUCCGUGCGCUGCCCUGUCCCUGCCGUGUGUCUGUCUGUGCGUUACGCGUUCAACCUGUUCUCGCACAACUCGCCCAUGACGGCCAAUGGGUACAACGAGGAGGAGAUGAAAAUGGUCAAGGAGACGCGCAAGAUCUGGAGCGACCCCUCAGUGGCCGUCGCUGCAACACUCAUCAUCCGCGUGCCGAGCGACCCCUCAGUGGCGGUGACAGUCACAUGCAUCCGCGUGCCGGUGAUGCGUGUUAGCGACCCCUCAGUGGCCGUGACAGCCACGUGCAUCCGCGUGCCCGUGAUGCGCGCCCAUGCAGAGAGCAUCAACCUCACACUGGAGGAGCCGCUGUCCGAGAGUCACCUGGCAGGUGUGAUGCGCGCCCAUGCAGAGAGCAUCAACCUCACACUGGAGGAGCCGCUGUCCGAGGUGGAGGCGAAGGAGAUUCUGAGCGGUGCAGAGGGGUUGUAUCUCAUUGACGACCGUGACACCAACACCUUCCCCACGCCACUUGAUGUGUCCAACAAGGAUGACGUGGCGGUGGGCCGCAUCCGGCAGGACAUCUCGCAACCAGACAACAAGGGGCUGGACCUAUUUGUGUGUGGCGACCAGAUCCGCAAGGGAGCGGCCCUCAACGCCGUGCAGAUUGCCGAGCUGCUCGUCAAGAAGGCCGGUGCUGCAUGA
Messenger RNA from Closterium sp. Naga37s-1, 2253 nucleotides. The record is from the annotation of a GenBank genome assembly. Lineage: Eukaryota; Viridiplantae; Streptophyta; Zygnematophyceae; Desmidiales; Closteriaceae.